AUGUUACGCCACUUGCGUGCAAUAUGGACCGUGACGUCACGGUCUAGUAUACCACGUGCCUUAUGGGGGGUACGACACAGGUUCGGUUUGUACGAUGAAGUCUGCACGUCGGGGGGUGUUCAAGUUCGGCAUUGCAACUGGGUACGCUUUUUACGGGUCUCGGAAAAUUAUGGGCCACAGGUAAAUCUUGUGUGCACGAAGGUCAAAGGUGAACCAGUGUACGAGGCUGUGAAGCCUGUAUCGCCACAUACUGAGCUGGUGGUGUACUACCUGCCCGAGAGACCGGAAGAGCUGUUCUUUGUAAGGAUGAGGAAUAACUUGUAUAGACAGACUAUGGAUUCGAUUUUAGAAGAUUCACCAUUAGAUCUUUCAACGUCACUUCUAUCAAGGGUCUUGUUACCCAUUUCCCCACCAUCUGGACCUGAAGAUGAACACAAGUCGGUCUCCGGCGAUUCCCUCACAUCAUCAUCGGCGGGGUCAUCAAACGAAUUACUAGACAUGACACCAAAAAUCCAAAGAAGGCCAGCGAAAUCCGAAAGAGCUUUAUUACCGUGCGAAGUUUGUGGGAAGGCGUUUGAUAGGCCGUCGUUGCUUAAAAGGCAUAUGCGAACACAUACGGGUGAAAAGCCUCACGUAUGUAUGGUUUGCAAUAAAGGCUUCAGCACAUCCAGUAGUCUCAACACACAUCGGCGGAUACACUCCGGGGAGAAACCGCACCAGUGUCAACAUUGUGGAAAGAGGUUUACUGCCAGUUCCAAUCUGUAUUAUCACAGAAUGACACACAUAAAGGAAAAGCCACACAAAUGCAGCCUCUGUUCAAAAUCUUUCCCAACCCCGGGAGACCUCAAAUCUCACAUGUACGUGCACAGCGGUUCUUGGCCCUACAAGUGUCACAUUUGUUCCAGAGGUUUCUCCAAGCAUACAAACUUAAAGAACCACCUCUUCUUGCAUACUGCGAAGCAUCAAAGGAACACUGCUAAAGAUGCCACUUGA
Leptosia nina is the source of this 993-nucleotide messenger RNA. The record is from the annotation of a GenBank genome assembly. NCBI's taxonomy places the organism in Eukaryota, Metazoa, Arthropoda, Insecta, Lepidoptera, Pieridae.